This is a messenger RNA of Neopsephotus bourkii (Bourke's parrot), 817 nucleotides long. Its product is annotated as osteocalcin-like. The transcript is spliced from 3 exons. Gene Ontology annotation, molecular function: hydroxyapatite binding; structural constituent of bone; calcium ion binding. Gene Ontology annotation, biological process: osteoblast differentiation; response to vitamin K; regulation of cellular response to insulin stimulus. The coding region runs from base 549 to 815 and encodes 88 amino acids. Gene Ontology annotation, cellular component: extracellular region. The record is from RefSeq and is a predicted model, not a curated record. Lineage: Eukaryota; Metazoa; Chordata; Aves; Psittaciformes; Psittacidae.
AAAAUCUACUCUGUGUUUGCCCUAUGCAAACUAUUUCAUGGGUUUCUUUACCUUCACGGGAAUGGGUCAGGGUGAGGUAUGGGAAAAGGGUCGCCAUUGGGUUCAGUAUCAUUUGAUUUUCUACAUGAGAGAGCCCCAUCACACGGAAAGGUUGCUCUGCUUCAGGGCGUACUAGUUUUUCCCCUGGCUUUCAAAGCAAGAAGCUAGUAUUACUUACAAACAUUAAUGAGUUUCAUGUUUAUAAUAAAACUGUUUUUUUCUUUAUCCAGUUGUUUUUCUUCAACUGCCUCAUUCAAAACCUCAGAUAAAAUCUUCUGGAAAUGCCACAGGUUCUGAGAUGGAUGUCAAAAUGGCUGCCAGGACUAAAUAUCUCCUGGCUAGAAGGACAUGCUUUGUUUUGGAGCUCAGACAAAGGAACACAAGCCAGAGCCCUGAUAUCUCCAGCAGAUCACAUGAUAUAAAUUGCUGUCCAAAAGGAGGCUCUGGAGAACCUCAGUAACCUCCAGGAAAGCUCUGAGGUUAGAGAGACGAGCACAGCCAAGGAAGACAUGAGGAGUCUGGUGGCAUCACUGAUCGUGAUUCUGGCCCUGGCAGCUCUCUGCUGUGGUGAGAAAGGCAUCAAGAUUAAAAAAGAAGUUGCCAAUACCUUUGUGAAGAGGCAGAAGAGAUCCAGCCUGUAUGAAUGGUACUAUGAGUAUUACAAAAGUCCAAUGGAGCAGAUGCAUGAGCGUUGUGAAAACUACCCCCCCUGUGACUAUCUUUCCGACCAAAUAGGAUUUUCCAUGGCCUACAACCGUUUCUUUGGGAGAUACUAGGG